This is a messenger RNA of Oryzias latipes (Japanese medaka), 1515 nucleotides long. Lineage: Eukaryota; Metazoa; Chordata; Actinopteri; Beloniformes; Adrianichthyidae. The record is from RefSeq and is a predicted model, not a curated record.
UAAGGUAACUUCACCCCCAUGCUGCCCGGAAACCCUGACUUUUGUUUUUUAGUCUGCAGCGCUGACAUGUUAGCAUGAUGCUGCAGGCAGAGUUAACGUAGCCUCUCAUGCUAACGCAUUAGCCUUCGUGUGUUUAGCCCGCAUUUCGUCAGCAAACAUGAACGGAUCUGUUGGGUAUUGGAUCGGAACCAACUGACUUUGAGUUCUGAUACUUGUGAUGAUCCAGAUCCUGAAGGACAUGGGGAUCACGGAGUAUGAGCCACGGGUCAUCAACCAGAUGCUGGAGUUCACCUACAGAUAUGUGACGACCAUCAUAGAAGACGCUAAGAUCUAUGCCACUCACGCCAAGAAGUCCACGGUGGACGCCGAUGACAUCAAAUUGGCCAUCCAGUGCAGAAUGGACCAGUCGUUCACCUCGCCUCCGCCGCGAGACUUCCUCCUGGAGGUCGCUCGGCAGAAGAACCAGACCCCCCUCCCUCUCAUCAAACCGUACUGCGGCCCGCGGCUCCCCCCCGACCGUUACUGUCUCACGGCGCCCAACUACAGGCUGAAGUCCAUCCAGAAGAAGGUAUCGUCAGCUGGCAGGAUAUCCGUGCCUCGCCUCAGCGUCGGCGCCGUCUCCAGCAGGCCCUCCACCCCCACCAUCGGAACGCCAUCUGCCGCCAAAGCUGGAACUCCAGUUUCUCUAACGGGUCAGAGGUUCACCGUUCAGAUCCCCCCCUCCUCCCAGACCAACGUCAGCAAAACCACGACGCCGUUCACGCCCACCGUCUCCAACGUGCUCAUCAACCCGUCUCUGAUUGGCUCCAAGAACAUCCUCAUCACAACCAAUAUGGUGUCGCAGAGCGCCGCCGCAGACUCUCUGAAGAGAAAGCACGAGGAUGACGACGACUAUGACGCUUUAUGACGGCCCAGCUGCCGUCUGCAGCAGCGAGAACCGACCCGCUCCAGGCCGGCUAGAACCCCUUGUUGGUAGUCUGUAGAAUCCUGCUCCUGUCCUUCCCUCAAGCGCGCCGAACGCGAGCAGCUAUGUGGUCUGAGCUUCCUGUUGGGAGUCUGUCCUCCUUGAAGAUCAGGUCUGGUUCAGUUGGAACAGAAUCUUCCAUCCCUGGCUGAGUCUGGAGCAGCUGCCGAAAACCUGCAGCAGCUUCACAGCUGAGUCAAUAAUCCCGAAAACGUUGUCCUCUCUGUGUCACAAUCCAGUUCUGUCAACAUCAACAACAACCCCCCCCCCCCAUGGUUCUUUUUAAUGUUUCCAGCCUGGAUGCUUAGAGUUCUGCUGCAGCCAUGAGCAAAACGGCAGAUGUUUGAUCUUCUUCAAAUCUUUGAAGCCCCACCCCUUUUGUGGAACCUGAACACGCCCAAAAGUGCAGGAUAAUGUGGAAACUGAUCCUGCUUGAAAUGUAGUCAUCUAAUAUGGAAAAACAAAGUAAGAUUCUUAACCCUCUGAUGGCCAGUAUGUUUAUAUUAAACCUCUGUUUUAUUGAAUAAAAAACAUGAAUACUUGUCAUGAAA